UGUACCUUCCAAGAUACCGUUUCUUCGCUAGCGCGCAAAGUUUGGUAUUUUCUGGAUCAAGAAAUCAUGGAUUCCGACAAAGAAUUAUUGCUAACAGGAGAUGACUGUGAGAUUUUUGGAUGGAUUUUCGAUUAUGCUGCUUGGAUGGCAUGGGAUGAGUUCCAACAGAACCAUACCGUCGAUUCCAGAACAGAAAGAUCGUUUAUGACAGGAGUGAUGGAGUACACCCCUGGGGUCGACCAGGAGAGGAUCCACCACGUCGAGUUCAUCCAUCUUCUCUGCCUGCUUGCCGACGGAGAGCAGACCAAUCUCAGCUACACCAAGGGGGAUGAGGAGCAUCGCACACCCCUGGAGAUAGCCCUGGACAACGUGGAUAAACUUGAAGCAAGCCUGGAGAAAAAGAGUCCGAUAAGGAAGAGCAUAGCUGAGAUGAGGCGGCUGGUCAAGAUCCAGGCUGUUCUUGCUCUGUUAAGGGCUGAUGAGACAGAGUCUGCUAAGGAUCUCCUUGCUGCAUUCUGGCCCAAGCAGAUUAAACGAUCGGCAGAAGACAAGGAGGUUGUGACUAGCCUGUCUGGCAUGGUAGCGGGUAAGAAGAACAAGCCAUUUGAUGUAGCGCACAGUCAUCACAAGUUCUGCCAGGCUUUGAUACCAACCCUGAGACAGAUGCACGACCAGUUCAAGAGACCAUUCCUCCUGGAGAUAAUCGCCAAGAAGAACAAUAUCCAGAAGCAUGGCCCAGCACGACCAAAACACAUCACUUGCAGUCAACUGAAGAAGGCAUGUGGACCUAAAGUAUGGAAAGAAGUUCUUGAGGCGUCAGAGAAAAUGGUUGGAGAAGCAAAAGCCUCCACAUCACAAGAGGAGUCGAGCUCGUCCUCACGAAGUUCUCCACGGCGUGGUCGAACUCUGACGGCUUCCUCCACAUCUGAAGAAGAGUGUAGUCCAGCAAAAAGGGGAAGGAGCAUUCGAUCAUUGAAGUAUGGAGAGAGUUCCAGGGGUGUAAAGUCUGGUGCGAAGGACAAUGCUGAGAAAGUAGAAUGGGACAGCAUAUUGGAGAGUGAAGAAGACGAUGCAUUGAGAACAAGGAUUAAUGGCGAUAAAUCCAUCAGUACGCCCAAGGUAGAUGCCACCCUGGGAGAAGUCCCUGGAAAGCGGCGACACUGGAAGGUGCAUAAGAGCGCCUCACCAACCAAGAGAAGGCCCUGGUCCUCGGACGAGGAGGAACAACUCAAGCUCGGCAUCAACCGCUACGGGGUCGGCAAGUGGGCCGAAAUCAACAUGGCUUACACUUUCCGCAACAGGACGAAUGUGCACCUGAAAGAUAAGUACAGGACAAUGGUAAAACAAGGCCUCAUCAGCAACUAGGAACACGGAUAAUGGUUUUAGACGACAACAGCUGCAGAAAAGGACAGUCAUAGACGAAGACCUCAUCUGUAUCAGCAUCUAGGAGCUGGUUUGAAUGUAUGUGAGUUGAGCUUUGUCGUCACCAAGUGGGCCAAAAUCAACAUGACUUGCACAUUUGACAAUUUGAGUUCUUGAGCCCUUCACCAAUCAACCACGAUGUGCUUGGUAUUAUCUGCUUUGUGGUCAGAAAGUAGGCUGAAAUCGACAUGGCUUACACUUUCUACAACCAGGAUGAAUGAACAGCUGAAAUAUAAGUACAGGACGAUGGUACACCAAGGCCUCAUUAGCAACUAGGAAUAUGGCUAAAUACAUUCCUGAUAAUUCCGGUGUUGCAAAGGAUUAUUGUAAAUAAAUACCUCAUCGACGAUGUUAUCAGCAACUAGGAGCUCAGCUGGUAUGAAUAUAAGCGAGUUUAGCUUCGUAGUUAGCAAGUGGGCCAAAAUGUAAUGUCUUGCACUUUUGACAAUUAGGGUUGUUAAACAGGUGCUUUAUCACCAGCCAGGAUCUUAUAUGAAUUUAUGUGAGGUGAAGUUAACCUUGUGCACGGCCCUACGUGUCAUCAGUGUCUGUGAAAUGGUGUAAUAUUGAAGCCCUAAAAAAAAGUGCACUUCAAAACGAUCAAGAAGUGCCUCAAAAAGGUACCAGACUCGUUUUACCCAAUAGACUGUAGUGUUAUGAAAACCGUUAGGAAAACGCAAAAUUUGAUUUUGAUUUCCAAUCAUAUAUAUCUUGGUAAUCUGAUUGGCUUAUAAAUGUCAUGGAAUUCCUGACUGACCUAAAGGUUUAUAAUUAUGAUUGCAGCAUGAGCUAAAUCGAGGAUUUUGUUUAAGAAUCUGAGACAAAGUUACCAGAUCCCUUUAAGGUUCAUAUGGAGUCCUUCAACAAUCAACCACAAGGUGCUUGGUAUCGCCCGCUCUGGGGUUGGCACGUGGGUUGGACCACAGGAUAAAUGUCCAGCUGAAGGACCAGAAAAAAGCCUCUUCAGCAACUGGGGUCUUGUAUGAAUGUACAUGUAUGUGAGUUAAGCUUGGACUUGACCUCAUAGUUUGACCUCAUAGCUUGAAGUCAUGAGAAUUUCUCCUACUACCACUAGGAUGUGCGGACAUCGCACUGAUUUGUCGAGAUUUUCCAUUCAGUUUUAUUCUCCAUGAUCUUCGGGAGUUCCUUCUUUGGUAUAAAAGUCUGUUCUUUUUUUCUUGAGGUUUGUAAGUCAUUGCAGGUUGACCUCUGGCAAGUUUGCCCCUUGAAGGCUCCCAGAAGAGCAUUUGGGAAAUUAUCUUACUCUUGCUCCUCCAGCAAUGACCACUAAAACGCACAGUGUAUUAAUAGAAUACAGAUUUCCUCUAUAAAGAAAGUGCACACUGCUAUUUUGAGUCACCAUGAUAAGUUUAAUACACAGAUUAAAGCAGUGGAUCGAUUGGCACUGACUUUGCGUUUGGUCACCAAGAGAUAUUAUGGUAUUUUGAAUGAAUGAAUGAUGGUGGUUAUUUUACCUGACUGCUAAGAAAGCAUAAAUGCUUGUAAGUAAGCAACCAGACGGACGACGGCUUUAGGUCCUCUCCGAGGGGACCUGGUACUGAGGUUUAAUGCCUUACCAAAGGGCACUGGCGCUUCGCCUUGGUUUCGAACCCGGGUCACCGGAUUACGAGACCACUGCUCUACCGACUGAGCUAUCGCGCAUAUAUAGCAUAUGUUGCUUUGUCGGGCAAGCAAACAUAAAAAAUGAUUUACACCCAUUAUAAGAAUGUUGUCAUAACACUGUGUAUAGCAUGUUGAUAUCUUACAAGAAUAUAUGUUCUAUGUCAUUUGACAUAAGACAUUUGACCCUGUGCCAUUGAAACUGAAGAUUUUAUAAAAGGAUUGAUACAUGUAGCAUAGAUUUAUGAUUGUUUUAACCCAUGUAAUGAAAUGAAUUGAAUGAAGGAAUGAGCAAGUUGGAAUUGUCAAUUUGGGGAUGUGACAUACAUGUAAUUGUAGAGUUAUCCACCUUUGAACCCAGUUCUAUCUUCACAUGGAACAGAUGAACUAUGAAGAAUUUCAUAAGUUUCACCUUUGUCCAAGGUUUGAAAGAUAUGUACAUGUGAAACCAUUUUUAUGCAUAUGCCACCAAACGUUGUGAUGGAGGUAUCAUGUAAUUGGGUUUUUACAGUCAUGUAUCAAUCAGAUAUGAUUAUUUACGUCUGGGGACCGACCUUUAACGUCUCUUUCCGAAAGACCAUUGAACAGAUUUUAACCAGACUUGGAUCAAGUCUAUUGAAUGCAUAAUUAACAUUGGAUUGAUACAAUAUUUCAUAUGUAUAUAUACAGAAAUGUACAAAAUUAUUACAAAUAUAUUGAAUGCAUAAUUAACAUUCAGUACAUGAGAUGCAGGAGGGCUACAGCAUAUUAAAGCGAAGUAGCUUGACGCUGACUCAGCCCUCAACUCAGAUAAAUAAAUAUUCUCUUAAAUUUCACCUUGUGAAAUCUGCUUUUGAUUCAUCCAAUAUUUCUGUAUUUCAUCUGUGUCAUGCUUGUAUAUUUCCUUAAUGUAUAUAUGAAGGUUUAUGAUUUUCAUUUACACUGACUGUCAGUGCCUAGAUCAUCUUAUGAAAUGGAUUUGGCACUUUACAAAUACAUGACUCAUACUUACUGUUAUGAUUUAAUCAUUUUACUGUAUUGUCUGUAUGAAUCGAGAUGGUCAGUUACCUCUGUGUAACACUCUUCUGGCGCUUCACAGACAAUAUUUUACCAACAAACUCAUGCACUGAUUAUAUAGUUUGGUUGUUUUGGUAUUUAGUCACACUUGUCUUGAAGACCACCUGUAUAGAAAGACAGAGAGUCUUUGUAGACAGGUUUGUUUAUACAGUGGAACCGCAUUAUAAAGAGCUCUGAUAUAACAAAAUGUCUAUUAUCACAAAGUGAUUUUUGCUGGUCCUACCUCCUUUUUUUAAAACCCUGAUAAAACAAGAUUACUGAUGUAACAAAUAGUUUCCAUAGUCCCAAGGACCUCGCUAUAACGAGUUUCCAUUGAUUUAAAUUAUUAUCCUAGAAUUUUGAAAUUUUAUCAGGGGAAAAAGGAAAUACUUGGGGAAUUAUUUUUGUAUGAAAUGACGGGAAUCCAAGUUGAAUAUAAUAAUACACAUGUAGUCACUUUGUAUACUGUCUGAAGCUCCACUUUAUUGUUAUUUGUUGCACAUGUAUUUGUUUGAUACAUGGACGCCUACUCAAUUGAAGUUUGGGUUUUCAAUGAAAUGAAGGUGAGGUGGAUUUUGGUCUGCGAAUGGACCUUUGUUAAUAAAGCCCAGUUUUAUUACAAUCUGA
Molecule: messenger RNA, 4704 nt
Organism: Strongylocentrotus purpuratus (purple sea urchin)
Lineage: Eukaryota; Metazoa; Echinodermata; Echinoidea; Camarodonta; Strongylocentrotidae
Product: telomeric repeat-binding factor 2
Exons: 9
Coding region: 67-1365 (432 amino acids)
Biological process (GO): protection from non-homologous end joining at telomere
Cellular component (GO): nucleus; chromosome, telomeric region
Molecular function (GO): telomeric repeat DNA binding
Source: RefSeq, a predicted model, not a curated record